This is a messenger RNA of Protopterus annectens (West African lungfish), 4288 nucleotides long. RefSeq names its product solute carrier family 38 member 9 (gene SLC38A9). The transcript has 17 exons. Lineage: Eukaryota; Metazoa; Chordata; Ceratodontiformes; Protopteridae. Gene Ontology annotation, biological process: amino acid transmembrane transport. The record is from RefSeq and is a predicted model, not a curated record. Gene Ontology annotation, molecular function: amino acid transmembrane transporter activity. Bases 515 to 2278 code for a protein of 587 amino acids.
UUUGAGCUGGUUGUGUGACGCUCUGCUUCCUGUUGCUGCACAGUUGAGCAAGUAAAAAGAAGAAGUAUGUUAUGUUUCAGUCACUGCUGCGUCAACAGGUUUAAUUGUGAAAUUGCCUACAGUCUUGAGAAUGAGAAGAAAAUACACAAGAUCACGCUGAUCUGAGGUUUGGAGAGCAUUAUUGCAGAAAUGUUUGUCAGAAUGUAAAGGUUACAGUAUGUACUUUACACUUUUUAUUUCUACCAGACGUGAAGCCAUAAAGUUCUGUACCCAUUGCUUCCAUGUUUCAGCCAAUUUACCUUGAGGGACCAUUACUGCUGGUGGAGUGACAGGCAUGCUCUUUGUUUUGAGAUCUUCUGUUGAUCUUCAAAGGAAAGCAGGAAACUCGUGCAAAAUGUGGGGAAACAGAGAGGGAAGACCUUGCUAAGUUUAAGGUCAGAUAAAUUAAGUCGUAAUUGUUUAUUACUUGUUGAAAGUUUGUCCAUCAUCAACAGUGAACUCAUCUCUAGCAAGCAUGGCAGAUGAAACCAGUCCACUCAUAAUGCCACCCAAUCGCAGAGGAGAUGCAUCAGUUACACCGUUCUUCACUUCAGUCAAUACUGCUGCAGAUGACAUGAGACCUCUCCUCACACGUGUUUAUUCUGAACCACAGCUGAGUAGCAGCAGAUUGCAGACUGAUUCAGGAGAUUUCAAAAGUAGAAGGCCAUUCCAUGUGAAACCACAAAAUAUUGUCAACUCAGAUGAUGAUGCACAGGAAAGAGUGUCUGCUCAAGUGUUGGCUCUAAACAAACGGAUUCAGUACUAUGGCAAAUUGUCAGCUGCUGACCUGUCACUGAUUCCCCCUGAUCAUGUGAUUCCUGCUCCAGAUGAAAUUUACGUUUACAGUCCACUGGGAACUGCAUUCAAAGUUGAACAACCCGCUGAUGGUGUUGGCAAGAACCCCAGCAUAGUCACAAUAUUCACAAUCUGGAAUACCAUGAUGGGUACAUCUAUUUUAAGCAUGCCAUGGGGUAUUAAACAGGCUGGAUUUACCUUUGGAAUCAUCCUAAUUUUUUUGAUGGGACUGUUGACACUUUAUUGCUGCUAUCGAGUUCUGACAUCUCGAAAGACUAUAUCUGAUAUAGAUACGUCAACCUGGGAAUUUCCAGAUGUUUGUAAGUUCUAUUUUGGAUCAUUUGGCCAGUGGUCGAGUCUGUUGUUUUCGAUGAUUUCUUUGGUUGGAGCAAUGAUUGUUUACUGGGUUCUUAUGUCGAACUUUCUCUUCAACACAGGAAUAUUUAUAUAUGAUUUUGUUCACAACAUUAACAUGACUGAUGAUGUUCCUAGCACUAAUGGGAGUGAGAAGGUGAUUUGUCCUUAUCCUGAAAUACCCAAAACUGAUGAUCUGAUUGUGGGUCCAAGUAACAGCAGUGCAGGGCAGACUGCGUUCGCAGAGUGGUGGAGCAAGACAAAGACAGUGCCUUUCUACUUAGUUGUGCUCAUCUUGCCUUUACUGAACUUUAAAUCAGCAUCGUUCUUUGCACGAUUUAAUGUAUUAGGAACUAUCUCUGUUGUGUACUUGGUGAUUUUGGUUACCUUGAAAGCUGCCCGCCUUGGGUUUCACCUUGAGUUUCACUGGUUUGACACAAAGGCAGAUAACUUUUUUGUACCAGAGUUUAGAGUUCUCUUCCCACAGCUGACUGGUGUGCUGACACUUGCCUUCUUUAUUCACAAUUGCAUUAUCACACUCCUUAAGAGCAACAAGAAUCAGGAAAAUAAUGUCAGAGAUCUUUCUAUUGCAUACUUGUUAGUUUGCCUGACAUAUCUGUAUGUUGGAGUUUUAAUAUUUGCAUCAUUUCCAUCUCCACCACUUUCAAAGGACUGCAUUGAGCCUAACUUCCUAGACAAUUUUCCCAGUGGUGAUAUCAUGGCAGUAAUAGCAAGAGUGUUCCUGCUCUUUCAAAUGACAACAGUUUACCCCUUGUUGGGCUACUUAGUGCGAGUGCAGCUAUUAGGACAGCUCUUUGGAAAAACAUACCCAAGUGUUUUUCAUGUUUUAAUACUGAACAUAUUGGUUGUGGGAGCUGGAGUUGCCAUGGCUCAACUUUACCCUAACAUAGGAGGCAUAAUAAGAUAUUCUGGAGCAACAUGUGGCCUUGCCUUUGUUUUCGUCUACCCUUCAUUGAUCCAUAUAAUUGCACUCUAUCGACAAGAGCAGUUGAGAUGGCAUUCUGUUUUACUUCAUGGGUUGCUAAUUGUAGCAGGUCUGGCUAACCUCAUUGCACAGUUUAUCACGUGAUCUACUGAACUACAUUCUUAAAGUAUAUACAUAACAUUGUGUUAAAGACCUUGAAAAUGACUUUUGCCAUAAAGCAACUGAACAGCUUAUGGAAUGAAGGCAUUUAUGUAACUUCAAAAGGGAAUGUAUAGUGCUUAAGAAAAGAAUGAAGAAUAAGCUCAUUGUGAACACCUUGAAAAAAGAUGAGCAUUAUAGCUCAGUAUAAUUUUGAACUUUUGUAUGUAAUACUUUGAUUUGUUAAGUAUAAUUCCAUUGAUUCUAAUGCAAUUGUUUGAAAACUAAAUUUAUUUUUACUGCACCUUAAAAGAAACAGCUGCUACUUACGAGAUGCAGCAACACUGGACACGUAUUAUGGAAACCUUAUUCUGCUAAAGAAUGCUCUGUUUUUGUGUUUACUAAAACUAGCAGUUAAUUUCAAAUGUGUGCUGUUUAAUUGGCCCAUGAACCUGUUACAAGGAACCUUCCAUUAUCACAUUAUGGGUUGACUUUCACUGCAGUUUAAGACUUGUAUUUUUCCUUUUGUGUUACACAGUGUCAUAUUUUCUUAUAGGCAUUUAAUUUUAUGGAUGAACCAUCCCACCACUACUGUCACUAACCUCACUGCCAUUAAUGUUACAUCUAGCCACUGUGGUCUUGCUUAAGCAUUUAAAGAAAAAUCCAUUCUAAAUGGAAAAUGUGUAUUUCUCAGUCAUAUUGUCAUGUUCUGUACAUUUCUGAUGCAUCAAAUCACUGUUUCUUACUACAUUUUCUUAUACCUUGAAAUGAUUAUCAUGGUGACUCCCAUAUGGGUGUGAUUUUAUUUUCCAGUCUCUUUGGCUUCCUCCCAAAAUGGAGUUUUUUGGUCCCUGUAGUAUGCCUUAGCCCGUACAUCAUAAAUUAGUUUUUCAUUCUCUGUUUAGUUGCAGUGAGAGUGCUGUGAGUUGUUGGCUUUGUAGAUAGCCUAUAAAAGCAGAAUCAUACCUUUUUUAACUGAAUGCUUUGAUCUGUGUUCUCUGUAAACUUGUAAAAUAUGGUCUUGUUACACUUCCUUUAGUAUAAAAUAGGCUAAAAUUAGUGUUUUGUUAAGUGUUUGAAGAUAUAUUCCUUUAAAAAUUUCAGAUGCUCUCUGUCCCACACUUCUGUAAUGUGUAAAUGAUCUCUUCCCUUCCCAUGUAUCAGUGGAUGACAGUUGCUGAUUCAAAGAUCUAGUGAAGCAAAUUACUGAUACUUGUAGUCUGUGAUACUGUACCUGGUUUUGUAGGUACAUGGAUACAAGUAACACUCCAGUGGUCAAAAUCAAGAGUGUUUACUGGCUUUAAUGCAACUUUUGGUCUUUAUAUAAAGAUUUUGUCAGCAACUGACUUUUUGGAAAAGAGUUUCACUUUAGCUCUGUAGAGCAUUUUGCUGACCUCAGCAAGACAGAGCCUGAAGUUGUGGGCAACAACCACCUGUGAAAAGUACAGAAUUUCUGCUGUCUAGCCUGUGUCAUGCUGCCUGAGACAAAUUAAUUUAUGAACUGCGAGUUUCAAAUAGAAGAAAAAAUGGACCUUUGUGAUCUGUGGUAGGGAAGCAAAUGGAAAUGAAAAAAUGUAAGAUGCUAAAAAUUGUCAACUGGAGUUUGUCUGUAAAGAAUUAUUGCCUUCCAUAAGUUUGGCUUUUGUCUUUUGUCUUGUGUUUAAAAUCUGAUAUUCAGUCGUAAUUUUUUGUUUGUUGACCUAGUGAAACAAGUGCUGUAGUGCUAAAGAAAGUAAGAAAAUUAUACUAAUGCAUUUUUUGAAGCACUAAAAGAAAUUAAUUGAAGUUGUAUUAAUACAGUGUCAGUAUUCUGAUGAUGUGGAAAGAAAUUAUUAUGGUUCAGAUGUAGUAUUGUAAGAAUAAUGUAAACAAAGUUAAUGCCAGACGAUUUUUACUGUUUUCAUAGGCUGUUACUAGGCUAACCACGACUAGGGCCCUUACAAGCCUAGCCGCACAUCCUAAACCAUUUGGAUCCCUAAGUAUCAUGAGGGUUUGUGGGGGGAGGGGUUAUGUUAG